UUGAUUUUAUUUAAAUUGCUAUUUUUUGCUACAAAUGGCUGGGAAAGCAGACUUCCAACUAGUUGCACACAUCCCGAUAUUUUAGCCUGCUGUAAUUGCGAACGUGCCGUAAAACAUCGUCCUGGAUCAGCAAAUUCGCUUAACCAGGAGAAUCGAUCGUGGGAAGAAGAGCGUACUGUGCAGUUUACACAAGAAUGGAUUCCAACUGAUGUAGUUCUAAGACCGUAUCAAAUUAUCAUCAGGGAACUUUCUCCGCCAAACCCCCGAACCCAUUCUCAAAAAUGUAUCAGAGAGUAUAUUGAACAAAAGGAACGAAAAGAACGAGAAGAAGAAAAAAGGGUGAAAGAAAACCAGUUUAAGGCUACUGAAGUACCGAAGACCACUUAUGGCCCAAAGUACGAAGAAAUUCAGGCAGCUUUUGAAAAUGCUCGUGAAUUACGGCAUCAAAAGGCUUUAGAAUUGGCUGAAACAAAGAAGUUACAAGAAUAUCCAAAAAUUAGGUCUAAAUAUCUGAACAGAAACAAUCAUUUACGUCGUUGUUUAAGUGCUGAAGCCUCUGAGUGGGGUAAACAAAAACCAUUUAAAGCUAAUGCAGUUCCGUUGACAGUUUACAUCCCUCCGUUUGAUCGGAAACUUAAUGCCGAAAUACGAGCUCGGUCUAAGAGUGAACGAGCGGUAAACUUGAUCAACAGUAGUCAUCCACCAUCAAAUAUGCAGGAACACGUAAUUCGUUCUCACAUGCAACAUUAUCUGCGGCAUUCCAAAACUUGUGGCACACUUUCACCGACGUAUCGUCCACAGAUAAGAAAAAAGGUGCCAAAUUUCAAUGCUAUACACAAAAAGCUCUCAGAAGAUUUAGAAAAUGGGAAGAUACGUCGAAGCACGACAGUACAACCAUUCCAUUUUGAGACAGAAUCUCGUGCUCAUUCUCAUCACAAUUGUACAGCUGAACCUGAACAAAAGACGGUUUACCGAAGCAAAAGUCCGCCUCGUAAUGCAACAGGAAAAUGUGUUCGAUUGAAUUUGGCUGCAUUGAUGAGAAAUGAAGCUAUCAGAUCUGAGUUGAAACGAGGGGAGUUGGCUAGACAAAAAGAUAUAAAGCUGUGCGAGCUCUCUAAUGAAAGAAGUCAAGUUUCACGCCUUCGACUUAAAAAUAAGUUGCAGUCUAAUGCCAUGAUAGAUCCUAAUGAUGAUAUCAAAAAGAAGUUACAGCAAAAGAGGAAAGAACAAUUAGAGCGAGAUGCUCAAUACCGGUACGAGUUGGAACAGAUCAAACGAAGAGUUACCAAUCGAGCUUUGGUCAUCGAACAGCAGGAAAUGCUAAUGGAAAAACAAAAAUUUGAGAAGAAAUAUGCUGAAAAAAUGAACCGUAUAUUAAAUGAAAGUAGAAAAGUGGCAUCUAGCGCUGGAAGGCAAGCGACAAAAGAAAGCUUGAACUUAGUUUUCACUAAAAAUAAGACUGAAAAACCAGAAACACCUGAAAAAGAAGAAAAAGUUUAUGCGACAAUUUCUGAUGAUGAAGAAGCUUCGUGUUACACUGAAGAAAGUUCAAGAAAUUCCAAUGAUGUGUUGUCAAAAAUAUCUGAAAGGACAGAAGUGUCAUCGUCAGCAACUGAGUAG
Messenger RNA from Enterobius vermicularis (human pinworm), 1620 nucleotides. The record is from the annotation of a GenBank genome assembly. NCBI's taxonomy places the organism in Eukaryota, Metazoa, Nematoda, Chromadorea, Rhabditida, Oxyuridae.